Gymnodraco acuticeps is the source of this 1058-nucleotide messenger RNA. RefSeq lists its product as uncharacterized. The transcript has a single exon. Lineage: Eukaryota; Metazoa; Chordata; Actinopteri; Perciformes; Bathydraconidae. The record is from RefSeq and is a predicted model, not a curated record. Bases 212 to 919 code for a protein of 235 amino acids.
UCGACCAUAUAACAGCAGACAGGUCUUCCUCAGUGGAGGGGGGGCACCUGCUGUCCCGCGUUGCACUGGCUGUGAUGAGAGUAGCAUAUAUUAAAAGUGUACAGCUGGAAGGAAAGGCAGACCUGUAACACCUGACCGGACUUAUAAUAUUAGCACGCACGGGAGACGCAACACGUCCAUUAGGCCUCUUUCCAUCCCGGGAGACCCCACAAUGAUCUCGUCUUGUUUGCCAGGCGGCGGCAGAAUAACGUGCAGGACCACUGGCACCUUUUUGUCGGCGUGUCUGGUCUCCGCUUGUCAUGCUCUCCGGACCUGCGGGGAGGUCCAGUGCGGCGAUGGCCACCAGUGCUGUCCGCCCAUCGCCAACGGGAACGGCAGUGCCAACUCCGCGGUGCGCUGCUGCAAGCUCCCUAUCCACAUAUUCUUCGACAACGUAGGUUGGUUCACGCGGAAGCUGUCCGGCAUCCUCAUCCUGUUGCUGCUAUUCGCCAUGGGCUACUUCAUUCAGAGGAUCAUCUGCCCGCGGCCCCGCCGGCCUCCGCACAAUGACCGCAGUGAUGAGCCCUCCCUCUUUCACGGGCACGCAUCGGCGUCCCAGGACUCCCUACUGGACCGAUACCCCGAGUAUAGCCUCGGGGACUUUGCCUCUCCGAACCUGCCAGCAUACGACGAGGUCAAAUAUUUGCCCACGUAUGAGGAAAGCAUGCAGGAGAUGCACAGAGACCGGUCCGACGAUAACUUGCUGUCUGAAAACGAGAGUAUCGGGCAGGGCAGGGAGAGAGCGGCGGGACCGAGAGCGGCGGGACCGAGAGCGGCGGGACCGAGAGCGGCGGGACCGAGAGCCGCGGAGCAGAGGCGGGAAGUCCUCGAGGAGACUGCACCGCAACACAGCCCGAGGACAUCCCGGAACUCUGUCUGAGUCUGAGCCCGGGCAAAGCUAGAGACUAUAUAGCACUCUUAUUUUAAUAUUAUCAGGGUAAUUAUCUUGCAGAGAUAUAAACUCAAGUGCAAUUAUAAUCCUGAAUGUUAAGAAUAAAGAAGAAGGCUGAGAAAAUGUA